Molecule: messenger RNA, 3518 nt
Organism: Linum trigynum
Lineage: Eukaryota; Viridiplantae; Streptophyta; Magnoliopsida; Malpighiales; Linaceae
Source: the annotation of a GenBank genome assembly
AUGCCUUGUUUACUAUUUUAGAUAUUUCGCAACAUUCCAUUAUUUGGGUAAGUACAGAAAGUUGUUAAAGACAGGAAAAUAUGAAUAAAGAGAGUUGGUAAUGACUAAAAAAGGAUGAUAACCCCUAUCGUGGGUGAUAUGCUUAAUUGUGCUAAAAUACCUAAAAUUCAAUAUCAUUCAUUCGGUAAAAAAAAAAAAAGAGAGAUAACAUUAUUAUUUCUUCCAUCUGAAAAGUUUGUUGCAAUAAUCAGUAUCACAAUCCAUAAUGUCGUCGUUACUACCAUAUCUCUAGGGCCUCAUUAAUGAAUUCUUGUGUAAUAGCUCUGAUUGCUCGCUCUUAAAGAAUUCUUGUGUAAUAGCUCUGGUUAUCUCGAACUCCUCUUCUCUGUGGCUAAUUAAUUGGGUUCGUAACUACGAACUGACAUUUACCUCGGUAUGAGAUAUCUCCUCAACAAUCAACUGCUCUUGGGCUUGGAGAAAGGUGUUAAAAACCAGAAGUCUGGCUGCAACUCAUUUUCAGGUUAGAUCUGAUGGUGUAUACUGGAAUGGUAAAAUCAUGGAGAAUUUUUAUGUGACAAUAGCUUGGGAGGUCAUUCGACAUAAGAGUAGGAAGGUGAAUUGGAGUAAAUUGGUUUGGAAGUCUCUUUGUACACCAAGGGACAAGGUAAUUGUAUGGCUAUUAAUACACAAGAGGAUAGAUCCGGCUUUGACAACAUACAAAACAAUUAGGAGGUGUUUUUCGGCGAGAAAAUUUGCGUUGAAAUCAAAUUGAUUGUACCUUGAAUUUUUGAACAACGAUUAACUUUACACGGUUCACACCUCUUUAAACAAAGAUCGAACGAGGGUGUUCGAUGUUCACACGUGACACGACUCAAGUGACAGUUCUACAUUAAAUUACUCCUAAUCCUAUGGAGGUCAGUGAGAGCUCCAGAUCUACGACUACCGCUAAAAUUGCAAAGAAAAUGAUAAAAGGAUAAAAUUUGACAUUGGGUUGUCUGGUGUGAAUUUGGCGAACUCCUCCUCUGUCAAUUCCUCCUCCUAUUUAUAACUUUGAAGUGGUAACCGUCGUAAAAAACCGUCUGAAAGUAACUUCCAAAAAGAACAGCUCCAUUUCUUCCUCGGACGUGGUUGACGUGUCCUUGAACUUGGGAUAAUCGGUAGUUGCCCUGUUAACCGCCUGCUUUCUCUCUUGUAACUGAUGUCUUGUUACUUGCCACCCCUUUUACCAUGGCCAUUCCAGAUCUCAAGGCUAGGGCCUUCAACAUCUCACGACUGACAUGGGGUCUAGAUCUCGCGAUGUGGUCUAUAUCUCGCGACCACCUAGGUCUAUUAGACUUGACGCCAACGUGGUCUAGAUCUCGUGACCACCAUGGUCUAUUAGACUUGACGCCAACGUGGUCUAGAUCUCGCGACCACCUUGGUCUAUUGGACUCGACGCCAACGUGGUCUAGAUCUCGCGACCACCUUAGUCUAUUGAACUCGACGCCAACGUGGUCAAGAUCUCGCGACCACCUUGGGCUACCCAACUCGCGACGAGCCUGAUCUAGUAGACUCACGUUGUUAAUACUGUGCCCUUAAAUCUCUUUACCGGAAGAUGUUAAUAUCAAAUAUUAUAUGCUACUACUUAAGAUUUCGUGACAAAUAUUUUAGUUGCUAAUUACCUUUGUUGGAUUAAUUUAUUGCCUUGUUUUUCCACUACAGAGACAUAAAUGUUUGCCGGUAAUACUUCUUUUAGUGACAUAUAUUUUUGUUUGCAAUAAUAUUAGAUUUUGAGUACUAUUAUAUUAGCCAUUAAAAAUAUUUCUUAAUUCACUAAUAUUUGUCACUAACGAUGAUAUUGACGCAAAAAUAUCUUUACUAUGGAUUUUGGAAGCAAACAUGCUAGUAAGAUUGUAUUAAAACUAUAUAUAAAAAUCCAUACAGUUAUCUUAACUUAUAUUAUGGCAGUUGUGGAGAAAAUUUUUGCCACGUAGGACAAAUAAAGCUCCACAAUUUUCCAUGUCAUUUAUGAUUUUAACAUUUUAAGUUAUUAAUUACAUUAAAAUUAAAUUAAAUAAACAUGUAUACCAAUCAUCGUAGCCUAGAUUUGAACCUAUGACUAAUGAGUUCAAACUAUUAUCAUUUCAAGUGUUCAACCACUAGGAUAAAGUAUAUUUGAUGCUAUUAAUUACGACAAACAUGUAUAUCAAUCACCUGAAUUAGAGAUAGCAAUUCUCAAUCCAAUCCACCAAUCCAAUCCAUCCACUUAAAUAUCAAACUAAUCCAAUCCAUUUAAAUCCAAUUCAUUUCAUCCUAAUCCAAUUGGAUGGGUGGAUUCAUGGAUUGAUCCAUGGAUCCAAAUGACAAAUUACGUUUUAGUACCUAAUCUUUUUAUAUUUUACAUUUUGGUACCUAAAAUUUAUUUUUAUGCAAAAAAUGUCAUUAGAAAAUUAUAUUUUGGUAUCUAAAUUUUUUAAUUAUGACAUUUUAGUACCUAAACUUUUCAAAAUUUACAUUUUGGUCCAUGGGUUGGAUGUUAUUUGGACCCAUGGAUCAAUUCACUAAUCCUAAUCCAUAAUACCAUAUGCUCCAAUCCAUGAAUCCGCCAAUCCAUUUAGUCCAAUCCACUUGAUUUAUGGAUCUAUCAAUCACAAUCCACCAAUCCAUUUGCCACCUCUAACCAGAACUAAUAUUUCAUCAUGCAACCUAAGAUUGUAAUCAUUUGAAUUGUUUAACAAAUAUAAUAAAAUCUCUUUGAUGCAAGUAAUCACAAGAUUAAUACUCAUAUUAUAAAAAUAUCUACAACACAUACCAUUCUAUUUUUAUUUAAUGGUUGACUUCUGUAUAUUACACAACAAAUACUAUCACGGUUAAAAUUUUGUAUUCUAUUUUCAGCAAUGAUAGAAACCAUUAACAACUACAAAUGACCAAUUUUAAUUUUUAGUUUAUAAUAUGUUUGAUAAUCUUUUUUUUUUAAAUAAUACAAAAUUCAAAAAGCAUGAUUUAGUUGGUACACAUUUAUAAACUCUUACAUAAUUUGACAUGUGAUUUUUUUUAAAUUGAAAAAUGAAAAAGCAAAGAAUAAUCUUCUUUCGUAUUCUAGAACACAAAGAAUUUAAUAUUUUGUUUAUACGAACUACUAUACACAUGUGAACCAAUACAGUUAUGUUGCAAUUUGUUAGAAAAUAACUACUAUAAAUAUUUGAACUAAUACACUCUUAUCAUGAUGAACAAAAAAUAAAAUAAAAAAAUUGUGCUUAUUAGAUUAGUCGUAAAAAUGGUGGUUUGUUAAGUCAAAACCAUAGUCAUAAUAACCUAUUCAUGUAAGAUGUUCCUAUACUUUAUGAUUAAUGAAAUAUAUCAACAUAAUUUAUUCAUAUGCUACACUGAUUCACAACAAUUUCAUGUGUUUAAGAAUAUCACGAGACACCAAUGGUCAUCAAAUUUUUUUUUUGUAUCUACCGAAUUAUGGUUAUAUGGCUUAAAUAUGUCCUUGCCCAAUCGGUAUAUUUCAUGCAUAUUAAAAUGAUAUCAUUAUC